AUGGUGCGUCUGAGGGAAAUCCCAAGGACGGCCACGUUCGCCUGGUCGCCUGGCGCUGCGUCGCCAUUGAUCGCAACUGGAACUCGCGCUGGCGCUGUCGAUGCCGACUUCUCUAACAAGACAUGUCUCGAACUGUGGGAUUUGGGCCUUGACCGUGAAGAUGCGAGCGAGGAGCUGCAGCCCAUAGCUAAGCUCGAUACAGAGUCCGGCUUCAAUGAUGUGGCCUGGACAACGUCCGAAGACAACAAACGGGGUGUGAUUGCGGGUGGCUUGGAGAAUGGCUCCCUGGAGUUGUGGGAUGCUGAUAAGCUACUUGCUGGAUCCAGUGAUGCGUUGAUCUCAAGAACCACUAAGCACAGCGGCGCCAUCAAGACCCUUCAGUUCAACCCGAAACACCCGAACCUUCUGGCUACCGGUGGCGCAAAGGGAGAGCUGUUCAUUUGGGAUCUAAACAACAUCGAGAACCCAUUCCGGUUGGGCAACAACGCGGCCCGCACAGAUGAUAUCGACUGCUUGGAUUGGAACAGGAAGGUUCCUCACAUUCUUGUCACUGGUAGCAGCUCCGGCUUCGUGACGGUCUGGGAUGUCAAGACGAAAAAGGAGAGUCUGACAUUGAACAACAAGGCCCGGAAGGCUGUCAGCGCAGUCGCAUGGGACCCCGAGAGGCCCACAAAGCUUAUUACAUCGUCACCGCUGGAGUCAGACCCAGUGCUCUAUGUCUGGGAUCUGCGCAACUCCCACGCCCCGGAGCGGACACUCACCGGCCACGAAUCCGGUGUGCUCUCGCUUUCUUGGUGCGAGCAUGAUCCAGAUCUCCUGCUGUCUUGCGGCAAAGAUAACCGUAAUAUCUGUUGGAACCCGCAAACCGGUGAAGCAUACGGAGAGUUCCCCGUUGUCACGAACUGGACCUUCCAGACCCGCUGGAACCCCCACAACCCGAACUUCUUCGCAACCGCGUCCUUUGAUGGCAAGAUUUGUAUCCAGACCCUGCAGAACACGAAGACCGAUAAUUCCCAGGCCAUCGCCGAUCACAAUCAAGCCUUGGACGGCGAAGACUUCUUUAAUAAGGCGCAAACGCAGCCCCAAGUCUCCAAGUUCUCUCUCCCAAAGGCCCCUCGCUGGCUUGAGCGGCCCUGUGGUGCUACAUUUGGCUUCGGAGGUCGGGUCGUUUCCUUCGGUCUGACUGAGAAGGGCUCACGUACAUCUACUGUCAAAAUCACAUCGUUCGAGGUUGAUGAGAGCGUUGGCAAUGCUACUGAAAGCUUUGAGACUGCAUUGAAAGAGGGCGAUAUUCGUACUCUCUGUGAGUCGCGCGCUUCAGGUGCUUCCAACGAAGCAGAAAAAGCAGACUGGAAGGUGAUGGAGGCUUUAAUUUCCGAAAACCCACGUAAGGGCUUGGUAGAGUACCUGGGAUUCCAGGAUCAGGCUGAUGAGGCCGCUGAUAGUCUUGCGCAGCUUGGCUUGGACAAGAAGGAAGGCGAGGACACUAACGGUGCCGCCGCCAAACCGGCUAAGGUUAAGAAGCACAAGCGUUUGCAAUCCAUGUUCGAUCCCAAUCCCGAAGGUGACAGCUUCCUUUCUGAACUGGCUGCUUCUAAGGGUGCUCAAACCAACAACCCAUUCCAAAUUUUCAAUGGUUCAGAAAGCCAGGCGGAAAAGCAAAUUACUCGGGCUUUGCUCCUUGGAGAGUUUGAGAAAGCUCUGGACGUUGCCCUCCGGGAGGAUAAAAUGUCCGAUGCUUUCAUGAUUGCUAUUUGCGGCGGCCCAAAAUGCAUUGAAAAGGCACAGGAGUACUACUUCUCUAAGCAGGCCGGCGGUCCGAACUAUAUGCGCUUGCUCGCAUCUAUUGUCGGUAAGAACCUGUGGGAUGUGGUGCAUAAUGCCGAUUUGUCCAACUGGAAGGAAGUUAUGGCUGCCUUGUGUACCUUUGCCGACGAGAAGGAAUUCCCUGAUCUCUGUGAUGCUCUCGGUGACCGGCUAGAGGAGCAGGUCCAGAACAGCGACGAUAAGAGCGCCCGCAAGGAUGCUUCUUUCUGCUUUUUGGCAGGCUCGAAGCUUGAGAAGGUUGUUAACAUUUGGGUCGAGGAGCUUCGCGAGAAUGAGCAGAAAGGAAUUGAAAGCAACACCGACAACUCUUCCUUCUCUAUCCAUGUCCGUGCUCUACAGGGUCUGAUCGAGAAAGUUACCAUUUUCCGCCAAGUCACCAAGUUCCAGGAUACAGAGCGGAACAAGGACUCGGAUUGGCGCUUGAGUGUCUUGUAUGACAAGUACAUUGAAUAUGCGGAUGUUGUCGCUACCCAUGGACGUUUGCAAAUUGCUCAGAAGUACCUUGACCUUGUCCCUGAAAAGCACCCUGAAGCUGAGGUGGCGCGCAACCGCAUCAAGCUUGCCACCAGACAGGCACCCCAGAAGGCCCAAGCCUCUGUCGGAGCCAAACCUGCCUUUAAGCCCCUCCCGCAACAGCCCAGUUUAUACCAGCCGCAGCAGUCUUACAAUCCUGCUGCUACUUCAACACCGGUUGCUGCUCCUAACAUUUAUGCGCCUACUGCGCCCGCUGUUUCCCAGCAGGCUAACCCAUAUGGCCCUCCAACGACCUCGGUAGCUCAGCCCAGCAACCCCUACGCUGCUAUGUCGACGGGAGGCGCCUAUGGAUCGACAACUGGGUAUCAGCCAACCCAGGGCAUGAGACCUACCAGUUAUACUCCACCAUCUGCAUUCGGCGGACAACAGCCCACGGGUGCUGGCGUUCCCCCACCUCCUCGUGCGUCAUCUAACCAGUCGCCAGCCAACACAAUCACAACAUACACCACGGCCACUGGUCUUCCUGCAUGGAAUGAUUUGCCAGAAGGCUUUGCGAAGGCUCCUGCACCUCGCCGUUCAACUCCUGCCGCAGCCUCUGCACCCAUCGCCUCUCCUUUCCCCAACCAGUCACCGAACCUGGUCCAGGGACCUCCCCCGGUUGGUGCUCCGCGCGCACCAUCCGUGCCUCCCCCACCGAAGGCGGGUUCGGUUCCUCCACCGCGUAUGAUGUCGCCGCUAUCCGGUGGGCAGAUCCCUGGGCGUUCCCCGCCGCCCCCUGCCAAUCCAUACGCUUCUCUCCCUCAGUCACCGUCAUUGACUCAGGGGUCAACCAUGGGUCCCUCGGCGUCCAUACCUCGCGGAGCGUCGCCCUACAAUGCUCCUCCUAGCAUACCACCCCCAACCAAUCGGUAUGCACCGAGCCCAGCUGCCCAGGCUACAAACCCGCAAUUGCACACUCGUGGCCCGGUUGCUCCCCCUCCUCAGGCCGUUGCCUCACCAUACGCCCCACAAGCGGUCUCACAACCCCCCGCGGCAAACCCAUACGGACCCACCACGCCUAUUGCUACACAGCCUCCACCUAUGGCCCAGGGCAUCCCGCCGCCGUCUCAAGUACCUCGACCUCCAACAGCCCAGUCGCAGAGGCCAACUCCUGCGGCUCCAAAGUAUCCCCCCGGUGACCGUUCACAUAUUCCUGCAAACGCACAGCCUGUCUUCGAGAUUCUAUCAGCAGACAUGCAGCGCGUCAAGAGCCGGGCUCCCGCGGCAUUCAAGGUACAGGUUGAUGAUGCCGAGCGCCGCUUGAACAUCCUCUUUGAUCACCUCAACAACGAGGACUUGCUCAAGCCGAACACCAUCGAGGACAUGGCCAACUUGGCCCGUGCACUCCAGCAACGUGAUUACAAUACCGCCCUCGCUAUUCAUGUUGAUAUCAUGACCAACCGGACUGACGAAUGUGGCAAUUGGAUGGUCGGUGUGAAGCGACUGAUUAGUAUGAGCGGCGCUACUCCGUAA
Messenger RNA from Penicillium roqueforti, 3813 nucleotides. RefSeq names its product putative protein transport protein (SEC31) (gene sec31). Gene Ontology annotation, cellular component: endoplasmic reticulum exit site; COPII vesicle coat. Gene Ontology annotation, biological process: endoplasmic reticulum organization; COPII-coated vesicle cargo loading; endoplasmic reticulum to Golgi vesicle-mediated transport. Lineage: Eukaryota; Fungi; Ascomycota; Eurotiomycetes; Eurotiales; Aspergillaceae. The record is from RefSeq and is a predicted model, not a curated record. The transcript is spliced from 8 exons. The coding region runs from base 1 to 3813 and encodes 1270 amino acids. Gene Ontology annotation, molecular function: protein binding; structural molecule activity.